Molecule: messenger RNA, 2128 nt
Organism: Orbicella faveolata
Lineage: Eukaryota; Metazoa; Cnidaria; Anthozoa; Scleractinia; Merulinidae
Molecular function (GO): protein binding
Source: RefSeq, a predicted model, not a curated record
UGCUUGCUUAAACAUUUUAUAGUCACUUUCUUUCUCUGCUCGGUUAGGACUGGAACGAGACUCAUCGUUUGUUUUGAUGAACUUUGUUGACGAAUAGAUUUCGCGAACUUGUGUUCUGUGAAUCGAUUGAAAGCUUGAAACACAAUGUUAGGGAAUCAAGAGUCGCAAGGAGAGCCCCAAGAUCAGCUAGCUAGCCACCUGGAACCCGAUCAGGAGGUGGCCGCAGUGUUAGGAAAAGAAGCUAAUUUUCCUCAGUCUGGUCUCCCUGCUUCAGUCAAGAGAGGCUCAAGGUCUUCUUCCACAAAGGAAUUAACUACUGGUGUAAAGUUAGAGCAAGAAGUAAAGGAGAGUCUCAGCAAUGGUGAUACUGCUGCACAAUACCCCUCUCUACAUUUCUUGGCAGCCCAGGGUGAAAUUGCAAAGAUAAAGGAAGAGAUUGACAAAGGAACAGAUGUUAAUACUGUGGAUAAGACAGGGCUGACACCCCUUGCUUGGGCAGCAGCUCACAGACAGAAAGCAACAAUAACAGUACUGCUUAAGAGCGGUGCAGAUGCCACUUUAUGUAGUCCCACUGGAGAGACAGCACUCUCAUUUGCUGCUUGUCAAGGCCAGCUGGAUGCUGUGGAACAAUUGUUGGAAUAUGGAGCUGAUCCUGAUGUUGCAAAUGCGGAAGGAGGUACACCACUUAUGUAUGCAGCUUAUAAUGGCUAUCCACAGGUAGUCAAACUUCUACUAGAACACGGAGCAGACUUAACAGCAACAAACAAUGAAGGUCAUACUGCGCUGAGUCUCGCUGUAGGAGUUGGAAACAAAAAUGUCCAACGUGUGAUGGAAGAUUACCUUCGCUCUAUCUUGGAAAACCGAUCUUCCUUGCCUUGCAGUGGAGAAAUUCAGAAGUAAAUGGAAAUGGCAUUUUACACGGAGAAAAGAGACUGUCGAUAGGUUCUAAUACGUGAAAGCUUCAGUUGCCACUGUAACUUGUUUAUUACAUCUACAGACCCGACAUUCAAAGCCUGUGCAUGGCUGCGUGUCCUUUAGAACUACCAAGGCAAGUUCCAUUGCGAUAUGGCGGCGCAAACAUAGAGAAGAAUUAAGUUAACUGAAAUCACGGUAAAGAAAGUAAGAUUACUUGAACAGCAAGAUCAUCAAAUCCAUAGGCGUACGGGCCGGGAGGGCGGAGGAGGCCGCAGUCCCCCCGCCCCGCCCCCAGGUUUAGAAAUUUUUGAAAUUUUUCGGGCAAAACGCUGAUGAUUCGGGCAAAAGUACUCGGGAGAAAACAUUCUAAAAGGCUGUCAAGGCCACGCUUGUACGCUACUUUCUCAGUCUUUUGCCUUGUAAAAUACCAAACUUUUGCCAAAAAAUACCGUUUAUAACCGUUUAGUCAGGUUGUUUUAACUGCCAUGACGUUAAAUAAGCCUAAGUUUUGCUAAGAAAGCUUUUUUUACUAAAAGGAGAGAUUUUUCUUUAUAUGCGUAAUUCGGGUUCAAAGGGUUAAGGUCAAAUGAUGUAAGGAUCCAGGUAUUCUGUUUUGGAAAAGCCAUAUAACGUUUAAAUGUCUAUCGUGGAAAUCCACGAGAUAGAUGUUAUUUCCAUCAACAAAACAAUGACAAAAGAAUCAGAGCAAACAAAGACCAAGACUUGUUUAUGCGGUGGCUCUGAAAAGAGCCUUUCUGAAUGGCUCCACAAAGAGCCGUUUUAAAAUUUUCUUGAACUUUUUCUACGAAGAAGAAUUAACUGUUUCUUUUAUACGUUUCUGAUUUUACUAGGCUGUCGAUCGAGAUCAUAGAGUAUGCGAGGUUUCAAAAUAACUUUUUGGAAUGAUAACAGUUUCAUAGUAGACUUGAAAGUUGUGAACGUUUUUGUUUUUACUGCGAUUUAAGUGCGUUUGAACAACACUCACGUUUUCGGUCGUUGUGUUAUUUUUUUCGGGCAAUAAGGUCACCGCCCCCCAAAGUCCGAAGGUGCCCGUACGCCUAUGAUCAAACCGAACAGUCAGAGGUAGUGAUCUAAGUAUAAUCUUAUUUUAGUUAAAAUGGAUGUUACUGACUAAAUUCAUUUCUGGUCAUUUCCACUUCAGUUCAUCUUUCAAAGCGGAUUUGAGCAAAUAAUAAAAGAUGUGUUUAACUUG